Nematolebias whitei (Rio pearlfish) is the source of this 3418-nucleotide messenger RNA. RefSeq names its product zinc finger protein 516 (gene znf516). The record is from RefSeq and is a predicted model, not a curated record. Gene Ontology annotation, molecular function: DNA-binding transcription factor activity, RNA polymerase II-specific; RNA polymerase II cis-regulatory region sequence-specific DNA binding. Gene Ontology annotation, cellular component: nucleus. Bases 92 to 3418 code for a protein of 1108 amino acids. NCBI's taxonomy places the organism in Eukaryota, Metazoa, Chordata, Actinopteri, Cyprinodontiformes, Rivulidae. The transcript has 4 exons. Gene Ontology annotation, biological process: regulation of DNA-templated transcription.
ACAUCCCUAGAUGCACAUCUGCAGAUAGCAGGAGGUUUAGUGUUUUGAGGCUUCUGAAUGACCAGGUGCACAGGCUGAUUUCAUUCGUACCAUGAAUCCGAGAGACAGCGUGGAGGUUAUGGAGACCAAGACAGGAGAUUCGAAGGAGAAGCUGAUUGGAGAGAAAGCCAUUCCCGGAAACGACAUCGAUGGUGAUGACGACAAAAUCCCCGGAGCUUUCACCUGCAACAUCUGUGGUCGCAGCUUCCCGUUCCUUAGCUCCUUGUCGCAGCAUAUGAGACGCCACACGGGUGCACGCCCUUACAAAUGCCCCUACUGUGACCACAGGGCUUCUCAGAAGGGCAACCUCAAGGUUCACAUCCGCAGUCACAAACUGGGGACGCUGUCUAGUCAUCACUCCAAUGAGGACGAAGAAGGUGGGGCAGAGGAAGAGGAAGCGAAAGUUUCGGAAGGUCUCAAUGGAAGCACAAGUCCAACUAAAAGCAGCUCUGCCUGCAACAAGGUGGUCAGUGGGGAUAGUGGUGAGGAAAGCCGGAGGAAAUUGCCUGCAAGGAACUUGAAAAGAGAAAAAGUUGUCACCAACCAGCGGCCUUUCUGUUGCCGUCUGUGUGGCUAUGAGGCCCAGCGGGAAGACCAGCUUCUCAGCCACAUUGAGAAGGUCCACAUAACAGCAGACACAGAAGAUGAUACCUUCACUGUAAAGGAAGAAGAGGUUACUGAAUCCGACACCAUGCAACCCCAGGGUGAUGGGACGUUCCCCUGUGAGACCUGUGGCCAGGUCUUUGCCCAAGCCUGGUUUUUGAAGUCGCACAUGAAGAAGCACGCUGGAAUACUUGACCACUGCUGUCGAAUUUGCGGAAGAAGGUUCCGUGAAGCUUGGUUUCUAAAAUCCCACAUGAAAACACACAACACCAAAGCUAGGUCUCGCUCAAAAACCGAUUCAGCCGAGCCUCCUGUCACCAUCAAUAAUGUAGCCCAGGAUGCUGAAACAUUUACUGCCUUUGUUACAUCUGUCUAUCAAAUGUGCUCCAAAUGUGGGAACAUUUUUCACAACAAAGAGAGCCUGAGAGCUCAUGAUAAAGUUCACAGUCAGAACUCUGGCAAAAAAUCUCCCAUCAGGUGCUGGCCCGGUGAUGACGAGGACUCACCAGCUGCUAAGAGACGUUUCCUUGAACACUUCAACCUCCAGUGUGUUGAAGAUAAGGCUCUAAAUGAAGAGAAGGACAGUGAGAAAAAGGUUCUUGGUCAAAAAAUUCCAGAGCUGGAUCCAGUUUGCAGCUACCAGGCUUGGCAUUUAGCCACUAAAGGAAAGAUUGUGGAGCCAGUGGAGCCUAUUAACAAGGCCGCCUUUGGAGGGGCAAACAUGGUGGAUGAAGCCCUUUCUGAAGCGGCUGUGGUUUUUGAGAAGGAGAGCAGCCAAUAUGUCUUGCAAAGUCAAGAAAAACGCAACUCGGGAAGACGCAGCAGCCAUACUUCAUCCAGCGACAGGACGCCAGAGAGCCUCAGCGACUCAGAGUAUCGACCUUCAUGUCGCCAAGAAAGACGGCGAUCGUCCCAGUCACAAGCCUCCUCCACUAAGGGCAAUGAGUGCUUUGAGUGUGGUAAGAUGUUCCGCAGCCGCCACCAAAUGAUGGUCCAUCAGCGGGUCCACAGGAAGGAUGGGGGCAGGGCAUCUUUUGGAGACAAGGAGAGAACCACAAGGGAUGAGCAAUGGGGCCCUGCCAGCGAUCCAGAGUCGGGUUCCCCCAGCCGACCCAGCACCCCAGGGUAUGGAGACUCCCCACCUGCCUCAACCCCGGGAGAACAGGCUUCUGAGAUGGGUACCUCAAACUCUGAAGAGCUUGCAGAUGAGAAGCCGUACGUCUGCAGCCUGUGUGAGUUCGUCACCUCGGACUCUCAGGUGUAUUCUGCUCAUGUUCACGUCCAACACCCGGCUGCCUCCAAAGACACACCCAGCCCCGCUCCCGGCCUCACUUCCAGCUCGGACGGCGGUUUCCCCAAACUCAAGCAGGCUUUUAUGCAGGGUCUGAACAACUCUCCUGACACUUACCUCUCAGCUUGUUCCUCCCCCAGUGAUCCCACCACGCUUCCUGUUGAUCUGUGUGUGAGGGCCGGGGGCGUCAGGGCGAUGAACUCCCUACCUUUGGACAGGAAGAACCUCCCUAGUCACAAGUGCUCCUUCUGCUCGCACACCACCCGCUACCCCGAGGUGCUCUGGAUGCACCAGACCGUGGCUCACCGCAUCAACAGCAGCAGCUCCAACCUGGCUCCUAAAUGGGCCGUUAAAAACAACUCCAAGGGCUCCAGAGAUGGCUCGUUGUCUUCCAGGAGACGCACCGGACCCCCACCGGUCCUGGAAGGAAGGGAGUGUCAGCCGUUGCCUCCACUGAUGCGCAGCCAGCGAACACGGCCCCCGAUCUGCUCCAGCGAGGUACCAAGGAAGAGCAGGCCAGGCGGUCAAGCCACAUCUUCAUCAUCCACUCCCUCCACAAGGAGCUCCUCAUCAACAUCAGGUAGCCAUGCUGGGAGAGUCCCUGUGCGUCCGGUCAGCUCCGUCAAACACACAGAAGAUCAGAACCAUCGCUUCAGACCCAAAGUGUGUCCUCGAGGAAACUCCCUGGCUGCUUCAGGCUCCACGGACAAGAACGCCAGGAGCCUCUCUCGCUCCUCGGCACCGAGCCCCAGCUCCUCCGCAGCUUCCAGGAUGUCCGACCGGUACCUGAUGCCUCAGGAGGGUCUGGGCUUCAUGCUGUCCAACAAACACAGCCUCUCAUCAGAGUACUACCGGGCCCAGGGCUCCCCUCAUCAGCCCCCCUCCAGCUCCCACAGCCAGAGUCGGCCCAAUGCUCUGAGGCCCGCCGCCGUCAGCCGGAGUUCAUCUGCAGCGCAGAGCUGCGGCACCGCCCAGACCCACGGAGGCUCGGUGCUGAGUUCUUCCUCCCCGUCCUCCUCCACUUCAGCACCUUUGGACGGUCGUAGAGAGGCGAAGCAGGAGCGGACUGCAGAGGCGCCGGAGAUGCGCACAGAUAUCCUCAGCUUCCUGAAAAACUACAGCCCACACGAGCUGGCUGCCCUGUACCACCGCUGGGGGGCAGCCAACGUCCUGCUGGACCCCACAGGAGUGCUGAGGUCGGCCGUGCGGCAGGGCCAGUAUUUCUGUCAUGAGUGUGGGAAGAGUUUCAGUCAGCCCAGCCACCUGCGCACACACAUGAGAUCCCACACAGGGGAAAGGCCAUUCAGCUGCCAGCUCUGCCCAUACCGAGCCUCUCAGAAAGGGAACCUAAAGACGCACGUCCAAAGUGUCCACCACUUGCCUUUUGACAACAGCCGGUACCCGGACGGAAGAGGCUUGACCCUGAGCCAGGAAGAGCGAGGAGACCCGGCUGCCAAACCCAAAACCACAGUAACAACAGACUAA